GGAAGUCACAUCAGGAUGUUGUCAUUCUCUAGAUCUAUUGCUUUCUCUGUAUUGUUUAAGAUUUGGUUUGGUUUCAGUGUGGUGACGUUUCGUGGCACAGCGGGAGACAGUCUGCGUCACGAUGAGGAGGAGCAGUGUGGAGACUAUGAGGUGUACACCACGGGGAUGCAGACUGUGGACCUCGGGGAGUGCAGGACAAGACAGGACCCCACUGAAGAUACAUUUACAGUGGAGGAUGCAGUGGAGGCCAUUGGCUUUGGAAAGUUUCAGUGGAAGCUUUCUAUCCUUACUGGACUGUCAUGGAUGGCGGACGCCAUGGAGAUGAUGAUCCUGAGCGUCAUAUCCCCUCAGUUGCACUGUGAGUGGAUGCUGCCCAGCUGGAAGGUGGCUAUGCUAACAUCGGUGGUGUUCAUUGGGAUGAUGUUCAGCUCGACUCUAUGGGGAAAUAUAUCUGACAAGUACGGCAGAAAAGUAGGCCUGACGAUGUGCAUGAUGUGGGUCCUAUACUACGGCUUCCUCAGUGCCUUUUCCCCGGCGUAUGGCUGGGUCAUGGUGCUGCGCGGCCUGGUGGGCUUUGGCAUUGGAGGAGCCCCACAGUCGGUGACGUUGUACUCCGAGUUCCUCCCAAGGAAGUCAAGGGCCACCUGCAUUAUGCUGAUUCAGAUAUUCUGGGCCCUAGGCGCUGUGUUCGAGGUCCUUCUGGCCAUCUGGAUCAUGCCUACCAUGGGCUGGCGGUGGCUGCUUGGCCUGUCUACUGCACCCCUGGUGGUCUUUGUUAUCUUCUGUUUUUGGCUGCCUGAGAGUCCUCGCUUUGAUGUGCUUUCGGGAAACAGGGAAAAUGCUAUGAAAACGUUAAGACACAUCGCUGCUGACAAUGGGAAGACCAUGCCUCUUGGGAAGCUUAUUGCCAAUAAACAGGAGGAGCGUGGUAGGAUCCGAGAUCUCUUAACUCCUCAAUAUCGCAGAACCACCCUUCUCCUGUGGUUUAUAUGGUUUGCCAAUGCCUUCUCCUACUAUGGCUUGGUCCUCCUGACCACUGAGCUAUUCCAGGCAGGAGAUGCAUGUGGUGUCAUCACCCAAGGUGCAAAGACUGAGCCAAAGUGCAACCUGGAAUGCAAAUACUUGACGUUAGAUGACUACAAAGACCUACUCUGGACCACCUUAGCUGAAUUUCCAGGUCUUUUUGUGACAUUGUUUUUGAUCGAUCGGAUUGGCAGGAAGAAAAGCAUGGCAAUGUGUUUCCUGAUGUUCUCUGUGUGCAUUCUGCCCCUGUACGCUUGUGUUGGAAGGGUAGCUCUGACAGUCUUCAUCUUCAUCGCCAGAGCAUUCAUCACUGGGGGGUUCCAAGUUGCUUAUGUCUACACGCCUGAGGUAUAUCCCACAGCCACCAGAGCUCUGGGCAUUGGGACCUGCAGUGGGAUGGCCAGGGUGGGUGCCCUUCUAACUCCCUUUGUGUCACAGGUGCUGCUCAAGAAGUCUGUGUACCUCACACUGUCUGUGUACUGCAUCUUUUGCCUGCUGGCCACAGGAGCGUCCAUGCUGUUGCCCAUUGAGACCACAGGCCUGGGCCUGCAGGAGUCUAGUCGAAUCACAGCCGGUCAGGAGGAGAUGAAAACAGGCCAGAUGUCAAAUGGCUCUGAGGCUUCACCAACGCACACCAGCUAUGGAUCAUCCUAUAACAGCUGAUGAGGACAAUAGGGAGUAAGCCGUUGAGAGAAAUAAAGGGCACUUAUUCCCACUUUAGUCUUAUCAAGUUAUUUCUCACGGAUGCCACACAAAAGGAUAUUAAAGAUGGGACAGUUUACAAGCUGGAACCCCACGCAGACCUUAUUGGAUGGGGAGAGAACUCAAGUUACAGCACAUUAGCAAGACUACACUUACGUUUGCACACCAGCAUUUUUAACGGGACUUUGAUGACUGAGUAUUUAUGGAUAUUGUGUAGCCUGAGAGGCUCAGAUCAUUUUUCUAUGAAUUUUGCUACAACUAUUUUGAUCAUUUAAGAGUGUUCAUAUUCAUUAUUGCAAUACAUGGGUGCAUAUCUGUGCAUGAGUUCUGAAA
Molecule: messenger RNA, 2058 nt
Organism: Oncorhynchus keta (chum salmon)
Lineage: Eukaryota; Metazoa; Chordata; Actinopteri; Salmoniformes; Salmonidae
Product: synaptic vesicle 2-related protein-like
Exons: 15
Coding region: 16-1686 (556 amino acids)
Biological process (GO): transmembrane transport
Cellular component (GO): membrane
Molecular function (GO): transmembrane transporter activity
Source: RefSeq, a predicted model, not a curated record